Molecule: messenger RNA, 537 nt
Organism: Protopolystoma xenopodis
Lineage: Eukaryota; Metazoa; Platyhelminthes; Monogenea; Polystomatidea; Polystomatidae
Source: the annotation of a GenBank genome assembly
AUGCUGGUAGCAGCUAUGGCAACACAAGGUUCAGGUUCGGUGUGCUUUAUGCGAUUCAAGCAGACGACAGUCGCAAAAACAAAGUGUCAAGCCAACUGUCUCUGGCGCAGAGAAAUGUUGUGGCUGGAGUCUGCUCUCUUAGUCACGCCCAAGCCCGGGAUACGAGACCUCCGACGGCGAGAGAACGGACUAAGUGGCGGUUGUUGCGAUCUCUGUGCGGCCGGAAGCUGGGGCGUCAAGCCGGGACUGUCGGCCAAACUCGCGCACCGCCCAACUCCAGACUCAAUGGCAUGUGCUGUCAAAUUGCGUUGCCAUCAGAGCGAGGCAGAUGACGAGACAUGUUUUCCUAGACCGGCCUGUCAAGAGAGGCAGUGGAGCAUGGACCCCAGUCGUCAAGGCCCAGUGAUCUUCGACCGAAUGGUGGCGGCAUCGAUGGGCGCGGCGCAACAACCACGCAAUUUGGAGGAUCGGGGGUACCGAAACGGCAACCCGAACAGGCCGCUGCCUCAGAAGGUCUUCUGCUGCUGCUGGACUUGA